AUUUAAGCAACCUACAGCUCUCGACACUUUUAUUGGCACGAUAUCUUUUCACCCGCGCUGCUUGAGCUGCCUGAGCUUCGCUCCCCACUGAAGCACUGAAAACGUCGUCGUCGUCGAACCACGUACUCGUCGAAGCGCCGGAAGAAACAGUUUCCGUGCCCGAAGAACGAAGACCGAAGACCGAAGAACGGCCACCACUCACUCUACUCCCCACUCUAUGUGCAGUGCAUCUGUGCAUAUGCGCACUGCGUCUGCGCAGCGACCUCCGAGUUCUUGGAAACUGUAGAAGGCCCGUGUGCGAUGAGAUGAGAGUGUGACUCGAGUCGAAAACAGAGUAUCUGUUUUCAAAACCGCGUUGUUUUUUACUUGUUUGGCAUUCAAUUUUUUACCUGUGCUGUGAACCGAACUCUGGUCUGUGACUUGUGAAAUCUUCGGCCAUUGUUGUGAAAGAGCGGUUGUCUGGGUUCUCCUACCUGGCGCUAUAUCGCUAUAUCGCUAUAAUCGCCGCCCCGAAAAGCUAAACUGCUGCCGUCGGGCUUUCGUGUGCGGUUGGAUUUUUUGCGGGCCUCGCCGACGGCCCCUUUCGUCUGUCGGAAUUGGAGUUGGAAUUGGAAUUGGAUUCAGGCUCGAGUUCCAAAUUCGAAUCGGAAUUGAUCGGCAUCGGAAUCGGCAUCAGAAUCGGCAGAGCUGACCUCGACCGGGCCAAGACCCGUAGCAUGCCACCGCUGCCAUGCUGCUGAGACACCGCCUGGACAACGGCUAGGGCUGUGGACCAGGAUCAGGACCAGAACCAGGACCAGGACCAGGACCAGAACCAGGAACAGAACCAGGAGCACCGCAGCAGGAUGCGGCGAGGGAGCCAGUGGCUCCGCCUCCGCCUGCACCUCUGCCUCCAGCUCGGCCUGUGCCUCUGCAUCUGCCUCUCGAGGGCGGCUGCGCUGCGCGGAGUCCACUCCGAGGAGCUGGCGCCGGGCGAGGGGCAGCUGGUGGUGCCGCGGCGGGUGCACCCCGACGGCUCCUUCAUGACCCUCUCGCUGGAGUACGGACAUGGGCGGGACCACCGGCGGCACCGCCAGCGGCGGGACUUGGACGCGUCCGUGGAGCCGGCGGAGCUGCACCUGCAGCUGCCGCUGGAGGAGGGCACCCUGCACCUGGAGCUCUCGCCGCACAGCUACUUCCUGGCCCCGGGCCUCGUGGUGGAGCGCCACCGGCGGGAGCUGCGCUCGCGGACGCCUCUGUCCUCGCGGCACCUCGGCUGCCACUUCCAGGGGCGGGUGCGUGGGGAGGCGGCCUCCAACGUGGCCAUCUCCACCUGCGCCGGACUGGUGGGACACGUGCGCACGGCCAGCAGCGAGUACUUCAUCGAGCCCUCCCAGCAGCACGCGGCGCACCCCCUCGACGGCCACCCGCACGUCGUCUUCCAGCGCUCCUCCGUCCAGCCGAAGCAGCAGAACCCGCGCCAGAAUCCGCCGCAGAAGCAGAAGCAGAAGCCAAGCCCGAAACCGAAUCCGAAGUGGGGAAAGCGGAAGCGGGGUGGCGGGUCGCCAGCGGGAUCAGGAGCAUCGCCAGCGGAGGUAAGCAACUGCGGCACGCGGGAGCCGCGCCGGAGGAUGGAGACGCGGCUGGAGUGGCAGGCAAGGGGCAAGGUCAAGACAGGGGGUCGCCAAAUCAGGCGCCACCACAGGCGCGGCCACCGCCGUCGGAAGCUGCCGCACCUGCCGCACCACCAGCACCACCCGCAGCACACUAGGUUCCAGUACGAGACGCAGUUCCAGGCGGAGAAGGAGCAGCAGCACCCCGAUGAGGAGCAGCCGCGCAGGAGGCGCUCCAUCAGCAGCCCGCGCCACGUGGAGACGCUGGUGGUGGCCGACGCGACGAUGGCCGCCUUCCACAAGGACCUCAACGGCUACCUGCUGACCAUCAUGAACAUGGUGUCCGCCCUCUACAAGGACCCCAGCAUCGGCAACUCCAUCGAGAUCGUGGUGGUGCGCAUCGUGCAGCUGGACGAGGAGGAGUCCCAGCUCCAGCUGAACCUCACCCAGAACGCGCAGAAGAACCUGGACAGGUUUUGCAGCUGGCAGCACAAGCUGAACAAGGAGAGCGAGAAGGACCCGCACCACCACGACGUGGCCAUCCUGAUCACGCGCAAGAACAUCUGCGCCAACAACUGCAUGACACUCGGACUGGCCAACGUGGGCGGGAUGUGCAAGCCAAGGCAGAGCUGCAGCGUCAACGAGGACAACGGCAUCAUGCUCUCCCACACGAUCACCCACGAGCUGGGCCACAACUUCGGGAUGUUCCACGACACCGCCAAGAUCGGCUGCCACCCGCGCGUGGGUCCCAUCGUGCACAUCAUGACGCCCACCUUCGGAGCGGACACCCUGCAGGUGUGCUGGUCGAACUGCAGCCGCAAGUACAUCACGCACUUCCUGGACCAGGGACUGGGUGACUGCCUGGAUGACCCGCCGACGCCGCUGGACGAGUACAACUACCCGGACGAGCUGCCGGGCACGCGGUACAACGCGCGCGGCCAGUGCCGCCUGCAGUUCAACCUGACCGCGGACAGCGAGGUGGGCGCCUGCUCGGCGCCGCACGAGUUCUGCUCCACGCUGUGGUGCCGCGUGCGCGGCGAGUGCGUCACCCACAUGCGGCCCACGGCGCCCGGCACGCCCUGCGGCCGGAACAAGUGGUGCCAGAGCGGGCGCUGCGUGCGCCGCGAGGAGCUGGCCGCGGUGGCCGGCGGCUGGGGCGCCUGGAGCGAGUGGAGCGAGUGCUCGAGGAGCUGCGGCGGCGGGGUGUCCACCCAGCAGAGGGAGUGCGACAGCCCGGUGCCCGCCAACGGGGGCGUCUUCUGCAUCGGCGAGCGCAAGCGGUACAAGGUCUGCCGCAAGCGGCCCUGCCCGCCGGAGGAGCCCGGCUUCCGGGCGCAGCAGUGCUCCCGCUUCGACAACGCCACCUACCAGGGGGCCACCUACAAGUGGCUGCCCUUCUUCGACAAGGACAACCCCUGCAAGCUGUUCUGCAGCGACGUCGACGACACGAUCAUCGCCAACUGGGGCUCCACGGUGCUGGACGGGACGCCUUGCAAGCUGGGCACCAACAACAUGUGCAUCGAUGGCAUCUGCAAGAAGGUCGGGUGCGACUGGACAGUGGACUCGGAGCUGCAGGAGGACCGCUGCGGGGUCUGCGGCGGAGCAGGGGACCAGUGCCAGCCGGUGCGGGAGCUCUUCGCGGAGCCCCUCGGGGGGCGGGACGGCGCCUACGUGGAGGUGGUCACCAUCCCGGCGCGGGCGCGGCACAUCCAGGUGCGGGAGGAGGGCAACGCGGCCCACUUCCUGGCGGUGGCCGCGGCGCACGGCGGCCGCUUCUUCCUCAACGGGGACAGCCUCAUCUCCAUGCCCGGCAAGUUCGAGAUCGCCGGCGCCGAGAGCCUCUACGAGCGCGUCGACGAGCAGGAGACCAUCACGAUCCCGCAGCCCAUCCAGCAGGCCAUCUCGCUAUACGCCAUCGUGCGCGGCAACGAGAGCAACGCGGGCAUCUUCUACGAGUUCACCCUGCCGGCGCUGAGCGGGAACGCGAGUUCUGCUGGGAGGCAGCUGGUGUGGCGCCUGGGCAACUGGACCGCCUGCUCCGCCUCCUGCGGCGGCGGGCUGCAGCACCGGGAGCCCCUCUGCGAGGAGGACGGCCAGGCUCUGGCGGACACGCUGCCCUGCUGGACGCUCGCCAGGAACCGGAGGCCGUCGCGGCAGUCGCGGCCCUGCGCCGAGCAGCCCUGCCCCGCCCACUGGUGGCCGGGCCCCUGGCAGUUCUGUCCGCUCACCUGCCGGCCUCUCUCGGACGGAAAAGAGGGGCGGGAUCGGAAUUGGGGGCGGUGCCUCUGAGGAGGCGGUCCGUCGUCUGCCUCGAUCAGCACGACGUGGUGGUGGCCGACGCGGAGUGCGGCCUGCUGGCGAAGCCCCCGGAGGCGGAGCCCUGCGAG
Drosophila ficusphila is the source of this 3979-nucleotide messenger RNA. RefSeq names its product A disintegrin and metalloproteinase with thrombospondin motifs 7 (gene AdamTS-B). Gene Ontology annotation, molecular function: metalloendopeptidase activity. Gene Ontology annotation, cellular component: extracellular matrix. Gene Ontology annotation, biological process: extracellular matrix organization; proteolysis. NCBI's taxonomy places the organism in Eukaryota, Metazoa, Arthropoda, Insecta, Diptera, Drosophilidae. The record is from RefSeq and is a predicted model, not a curated record.